UGCUAAGUUUAUAUUUUUGUCAACAAGAUUUUAUUUGAUUUCGAUUUGAUAUUAAUUAAAACUGCAAACGUUGAUACUGUUAUCAGAAUUGAACCUUUGAUAAGCUUAAUACUUGAGGAUUUAUCGGAAAGGAACAAGGGAUUAUAUAAUUUUUAUUAUCUUGAACCGAUUUUAGAUCUUCACAUCUCUCUGUUUUAUAUAUUCAUCACAUAGCUACGCACAAAGCUCUAUGAAAUGUUUAUCCAUCCCUGUGUUAGGACUUGUUGUAUGUCUGGUAGUGCAUAUAUGUCUCGUACGUUGUUUUCUUUGUGCAAGGGCCUAUUCAACACAUACAUAGAUGAUAUUUCAAAUUCAUUUUAAAUGAAUGUUAUCUUUUUUAAUAUAGUGAUUCAGUCCUAAUAAGGAUUGUAUGGACAGUAGUAGGUUGAAUCUUAACUGCCGAUUGGACAUCAAUUGUUAAUGAAAGAUAUGUUAUUUAUUCAAAGUUUUUCCCAUCAUUUCAGGGGUUUGUUUUAUGACGUAAUAUAGGAAAUCAGAAUCUACAGGGUUUUCCAUGAAUUGUUUAUUCACAGUAGGGCUAUAAAAUGUUGAACCGGAUUCUUCAUCUUGAUGAUACUAUGAUAUAAAAAGGCAAGUCCAAGUUAUUCGUGACGGUGGUUGACAGUUUUGUGGAGGUGUAGUUGAUGAUUAAUACCAAUUAAACGUUAUAUAAAUGAAAAGUUUAAUUUUAAGUAUUUGUUAAACGCAAGAGAAUAAAACUUUUAGUAAAUUUAAAAUAUUCAAUCAUUGGAAUUAAAAGCUUUAUUGAAGCAAUAAAUUAUAUAAUACCUUGUUUGAAUUCGAUACCAGUGUCUAUCUUACUGUAGAAACAACUAUCUGUUUAUGGAAUAUUUUAUUAUCAGAAAUUGCCGCUUGCAUAUAUUAAUUAUGCAAUGCACAUUUAUGUUAAAUAAAUAUGUAGACACUGCAUUGCCAAGGAUUGUAGGACAACAAGGCGAUAUGGACGUGAAAGACUCCAAUUUGAGAUUGUGUGAAAGGUCAUUGUGUCCAUGGAAAAGAACCAUUGACUAUGAUUCAAAACGAAUUCCAGAAACAUUAGUGAAAGCUGAAUGCUUAAGUGACACAUGUCAAUUUCCAACCUCAUCUUCACACAAUAGAUUAUUUACAACUUGUGAAGAAGUUAAAACAGAUAUUCUGAUAUACAAAAAUAACAAGUAUUCAUUUAUAAAAGAUUGGCCAAUAGCUUGUGCUUGCACCAAACGAAAUGUUUCCCGCGGGCAAAACAUUUCUAAAAAACAGGGCAGAUCUAUAAAAACUUCACAAAGAACAGCGGGCAAAAGGAAGAAGAAAAGACGUGUACAGAUGAAUAAAAGGUUACGGAAUUCCAAACAGAAGACAGGACGUAGGUUUGACGCAAAUCGAAAAGGAAAAGGUGUAAAUUUUUUAAAAGGAAGUGCUUUAAUUCCUUUUUGGUAUAUCAAAUAAUUCAUUUUAGACUUUUUUUGAUACGCUUUUGUAACUAUGUUCAUGGUAUACUAAAUGAUAUCGUUAUGGGAAAGUUCUUUGUAACCGUUAUCAACUUUGUAAAUAUUGUAUUGUUUUAUUUAUUGCGGGAAAUUGGUUGAAUAUAUACAUUUGUGCUUUACAUUUAAUAUGGUUUUACUUGUUUAAAUGGCUUAUUGUUUUACUGCAUAUUAUGAGUAUUUCACAAGUUAAACCGUUAAAUAUACCAUUGAAAAAUGUUUAUUGUAUUAUUUGUUCCUAGUUAUUGUAUUUCUUAAUAGGAUUCUAUUUCUGAUUUUAGAAGAUUUUUAGUUCGCCAUUAUAUCAAACCUGAGGUAAUUAUUGUUAAACAGUUAACGAAGUAAACAGUUGAAUAUAUAAAAAGCUUCUUUUACAUCUUUGUUAGUGAUUGAUAUUUUAAAUAUGCAUGUAUUUAUAUUGAUACGAAUUUUCACAAAACUCUUGUCAUUAUUUUGUUAUUCAUGACUAAAGCUUCUUCGCAUAAUGUAAGUAUAUUCUAUGUCAAUAAAAUAACGCACAUUCUAUUGUCCGACAAUAAGUGAUCCAAAUAAAGAAAACAAUAAAGCGUUAACUAUUUCUUUUUAAGGGUAAAUAACUAUAUCUAAUGACAUUUGUAAAUAAAUUCCUAAACGUAUCCAUACUAUUUUGCCGAUUUAACAAUAAAUGUCUCAAACAUGAAUAAUAAACGUAAACAGAAUAAACUGUUCUCGCACAAAAUAUCAUUUUCACACGUAUACAGUUCUUUUAUCCGUAUAACAAUGAGUUCGAGCAUUUGCCAUUCGCUCUUUAAGAGAUAUGUAAACAUUUCCUUUUCAAUUAUUUGUUUUUAAAAUCCAAACAAUCGUUAAGUAAACUACAGGCAGUUGGUAUUUAGCUUUAUACACUUUAACUCAAGUAUUAAGAUGCAUAUUUGAAGUCCUUAACACAAUAACACGAAUUCCUAGUGCAAAUAUGAUAUCAUUACCACAUUAUUUUCACUUUUAGUUGUUUUUAAUUUUAAAGCAAACAGUACAAUAUCACUUGUGU
Messenger RNA from Ruditapes philippinarum (Manila clam), 2550 nucleotides. RefSeq lists its product as uncharacterized. Gene Ontology annotation, molecular function: cytokine activity. Lineage: Eukaryota; Metazoa; Mollusca; Bivalvia; Venerida; Veneridae. The coding region runs from base 883 to 1485 and encodes 200 amino acids. The transcript is spliced from 3 exons. The record is from RefSeq and is a predicted model, not a curated record. Gene Ontology annotation, cellular component: extracellular region.